Prosopis cineraria is the source of this 1706-nucleotide messenger RNA. Its product is annotated as actin-101-like. The transcript has 5 exons. Bases 146 to 1279 code for a protein of 377 amino acids. The record is from RefSeq and is a predicted model, not a curated record. Lineage: Eukaryota; Viridiplantae; Streptophyta; Magnoliopsida; Fabales; Fabaceae.
AGUGCUCAUGGAAUAUAUAGCUCGUCUGAUGCUCUUCCAUUGAGCACUAUCGUCCUGCCGCUACCUCUUCUACGAACUGCUCCCUCGACCGUCCCGUACCUACGUACCAGUGAGUUCGAGUUCCGUUUGAAGAAGAUCAUAAAAGAUGGCUGACGCUGAGGACAUUCAACCUCUUGUUGUUGACAAUGGAACUGGAAUGGUCAAGGCUGGUUUUGCUGGUGAUGAUGCCCCAAGGGCAGUUUUCCCCAGCAUUGUUGGGCGACCUCGUCACACUGGCGUUAUGGUUGGGAUGGGUCAGAAGGAUGCUUAUGUGGGGGAUGAAGCCCAAUCAAAAAGAGGUAUCCUUACCUUGAAGUAUCCCAUAGAGCAUGGUAUAGUCAGCAACUGGGAUGAUAUGGAGAAGAUUUGGCAUCACACAUUUUACAAUGAGCUUCGUGUUGCUCCUGAAGAACAUCCAGUACUUCUUACUGAGGCACCACUCAAUCCCAAGGCCAACAGAGAGAAGAUGACCCAAAUUAUGUUUGAGACUUUCAAUGUGCCCGCUAUGUAUGUUGCUAUCCAGGCCGUCUUGUCUCUCUAUGCUAGUGGACGUACAACAGGUAUUGUGCUUGAUUCCGGUGAUGGUGUGAGCCACACAGUACCCAUAUACGAAGGGUAUGCUCUCCCUCAUGCAAUUCUUCGGCUGGACCUUGCUGGUCGUGAUUUAACUGAGUACCUGAUGAAAAUUCUUACGGAGAGAGGAUACUCUUUCACCACCUCUGCUGAACGGGAAAUUGUUCGUGAUGUGAAGGAGAAAUUAGCAUAUGUUGCCCUUGAUUUUGAACAAGAAUUGGAGACUGCUAAGAGUAGUUCAGCAGUGGAGAAGAGUUAUGAAUUGCCUGAUGGACAAGUCAUUACCAUAGGGGCAGAGAGAUUCCGGUGCCCGGAAGUACUCUUCCAGCCUUCUCUAAUUGGUAUGGAGGCUACUGGAAUCCAUGAAACUACCUACAACUCCAUCAUGAAAUGUGAUGUUGAUAUCAGGAAGGAUCUAUAUGGAAAUAUUGUGCUCAGUGGUGGUUCAACCAUGUUCCCUGGAAUUGCUGAUCGUAUGAGCAAGGAAAUCACUGCUCUUGCUCCAAGCAGCAUGAAAAUCAAGGUGGUCGCACCUCCUGAGAGGAAGUACAGUGUCUGGAUAGGUGGUUCUAUCUUGGCAUCACUUAGCACUUUCCAACAGAUGUGGAUCUCCAAGGGUGAAUACGAUGAAUCUGGUCCAGCUAUUGUUCACAGGAAGUGCUUUUGAGUUGAGUCAAGUGGAGAAGGAUGGUGUCCAAGUUCUUCACCCAGUCUGGUUUCAUGUUUCACUAGUCAAGUUUGGUUGACUUGUUGAUGCGUUGGCUUUUUAAUAGAGGUAUAUCUAGUGGAAUGGAUGAUUGGGUUUGUAAGUUGAGUAUGUUAUAUGUUUUUUCUUAGGUCUCUUAGAAGCCAGACUUUUAUGCAAUUGGCAGAUGGUGUUGGUACUUUGUAGGUUCUGUUUGAUUUGAUUUUUCCUUAUUUUUUUCCCUUUUAAAUGGUUUGGUCAUGAAUUUAGGUGCCUAGAGUUUGGAGGACUAUAAGUUUUGUCAUCUUCUCCGAGUUGGGGAUUUUUGAGUCGGUUCUGUUUAUAUUAAAUUAUUAAUUGUAUGCUUAAUGGGAUUUUUAAGGUUGCUAUGAUUGAUUUGCUUUUCUUA